UAUCGAAGAUUAUAGUAAUUAAGUCGAUAAUUUUGGAUAGCAUCAAAAACUGUGCUUCUAUCAAUUAGUAUAUAAACAGUUACCAGUAUGAGGGCGUAAUCAGAUUGAUUGUGUUGCCACUGCUAAUACGGGCUUCUAAAACAAAAUGAGGAUGAUCCGGUCCAUCCUCUUUCUGUCGGCCGUGACAUUGGCUCUGGCCUUCAAAAACCCCCACUAUGCAACGGGGCGGACGACUAUGGUCCAUCUGUUCGAGUGGAAGUGGGAUGACAUCGCAGCUGAAUGCGAGAGAUUCCUCGGGCCAAGAGGAUUCGGUGGUAUUCAGAUUUCGCCACCGAAUGAGAACUUGGUGAUCUGGUCUCGCAACCGGCCGUGGUGGGAGCGCUACCAGCCGAUGUCCUACCGCCUGGUGACGAGGUCCGGCAACGAACAGCAGUUCGCUAACAUGGUGCGUCGCUGCAACAAUGUUGGAGUCAGGAUUUACGUAGAUGCCAUCAUUAACCACAUGACCGGCACGUGGAACGAGAACGUCGGCACAGGAGGAAGCACUGCCAACUUUGGCAACUGGCACUACCCGGCCGUGCCUUACGGCAGGAACGACUUCAACUGGCCCCACUGCGUCAUCCAAGGCCACGACUACGCCUGCUGUGCUGAUAGGGUACGUAACUGCGAACUAUCCGGGCUCAAGGAUUUGAACCAGCGUUCGGAACACGUACGAACAAUGAUCGUCAACUACAUGAACCGACUCAUCGAUAUGGGUGUUGCUGGAUUCAGAAUCGACGCCGCUAAACACAUGUGGCCCAGCGACCUUCGCGUCAUCUACGACCGUCUACGUAACCUGAACACCGCUCACGGCUUCCCAUCUGGCGCUCGUCCCUACAUCUACCAAGAAGUUAUCGACCUCGGAGGCGAAGCCAUCAGCCGCAACGAAUACACUCCUCUCGCAGCAGUCACUGAAUUCCGUUUCGGUAUGGAAUUGAGCCGCGCCUUCACAAGAGGAAACCAACUCAGAUGGUUGGUCAAUUGGGGACCUCAAUGGGGUCUCCUUGGUUCCGGCGAUGCCUUGACCUUCAUCGAUAACCACGACAACCAGAGAGGUCACGGUGCUGGUGGAAACAUUCUGACGCACAAACGACCCAAGGAGUACAAGGGAGCCAUCGCGUUCAUGUUGGCCCAUCCUUACGGAAAGCCGCAGUUGAUGAGUAGCUUCUCCUUCCAUGAUACCGAAGCCGGACCUCCGAUGGACGGCAGUGGCAACAUCAUCUCACCUUCGAUUAAUUCUGACAACACCUGCGGCAACGGGUGGGUAUGCGAGCACAGAUGGCGCCAGAUCUUCCAGAUGGUCGCGUUCAGGAACACGGUGGGCAACACCGCUGUUACCAACUGGUGGGACAAUGGCGGCAACCAGAUCGCCUUCUGUCGCGGCACGAUGGGCUUCGUCGCUUUCAAUAACGAGAACUGGGAUUUGAACCAGCGUCUGCAGACCUGCUUGCCCGCUGGCACGUAUUGUGACGUCAUAUCCGGCGAGAAGAGCGGUAACCGGUGCACGGGCAAGUCAGUCGUCGUGGGCAACGACGGACGCGCUCAGAUUGUCAUCGGAUCCCACGAGUAUGACAUGGUCCUGGCCAUCCACAUGGGUCAUCAAUCAAGACUGUGAAGAAGCUCGGAAGAAGAAAAUCCAUGAAGACUUAAAAUCAUUGUGAUAUUGUACUAUUUUGUUAUAGUGUUGAUGUUACAUCUAUUUUUAAAUAUAAGAUGACAGUAAA
Molecule: messenger RNA, 1763 nt
Organism: Manduca sexta (tobacco hornworm)
Lineage: Eukaryota; Metazoa; Arthropoda; Insecta; Lepidoptera; Sphingidae
Gene: Amy
Product: alpha-amylase 1
Exons: 9
Coding region: 146-1654 (502 amino acids)
Biological process (GO): carbohydrate metabolic process
Molecular function (GO): cation binding; alpha-amylase activity
Source: RefSeq, a predicted model, not a curated record